ACAGGUGCUGCAAGUACGUCGCCAGGAGUCACCACAGCUGCCCGAGUGUCCACAGCAGUGCUCAAAACAACAGGCCUAAAGUCGACUCCAGAGGUGACGACAACUGACUCGGAGUCGACUCCCGGUUCUACCACGACGGCGUCACAGCCAGCGGCAGAUUGCCAGGAGGUGUUGGAUGCCGGUCAUACAACCAGCGGUGUGUAUACCAUUCAACAUGAAGGUCAAAACAUGCAAGUCUACUGCAGUAUGGAGUCGGGACGCGGUUACAUAGUGUUGCAACGGCGCGUCGACGGCUCCAUCAGUUUCCACCGCAACUGGCAGGAAUACGCAGACGGUUUCGGCGAUCUGACCAGGGAGUUCUGGCUGGGCAACGAGAAGCUGCGGACUCUGACGGAGCCCGCCUCCGAGUCUUGGGAGCUAGUGGUCACGCUGACCUCCUUCGACAACCAAGAGGCGCGGGCGCACUACGGUGGGUUCAGUAUAACCGGAGCCACAUACGACCUGGACGCCAGCGACUUCGACUCCGGAGCUGGGCAGGCGGGAGACUCUCUCACAGCCUUGCAUUUGAGAUCGUUCACAACGAGCAACCAGGACAACGACAACUCGGGAGGCCUGAACUGCGGCCAGGUGUUCCGCUCGGGCUGGUGGUUCAAAAAAUGCAACCGGGUCGACAGCAACUUGAACGGCGUGUACCACAGUAGCCCAGUCGUUGAUGACUACCAGGGGAUACAGUGGGUGUCCUGGAAGGGAAGACGGUACUCUCUGAAGGGGUGUGAAAUGAAGAUGAGACGUAAUGUCGUUGCUACCCAGUAGUAGUUAACAGCACAUUACAAGCGCCCUCAAGAUGCUCUCGAAAGAAUUUCCCCGCCACUAAAUUUCAGUUCAUUAAUGCAGCUACCAAAUCAGAGCAGAUUCCAAGCAUGAGUCCAGGCCCAUAGACGGACCUUUCCUUUUUCCACGUCAAA
Messenger RNA from Acanthaster planci (crown-of-thorns starfish), 965 nucleotides. RefSeq lists its product as uncharacterized. NCBI's taxonomy places the organism in Eukaryota, Metazoa, Echinodermata, Asteroidea, Valvatida, Acanthasteridae. The record is from RefSeq and is a predicted model, not a curated record.